CACCUAUAAAUAACCAAGCCAACCGCUCUCCCAUACCCACACCAAAGCAGCUCUACCAGAUCAUCUCUUACAACCAAAAUCUCCUUCGCACCAACAUUCCCUUGAGCAUCAAACAUUUCUCCCGUUAACAAGCGAAAGAUGGAUCUAAGAAUCAUGGGCUUAGACUCCCCAAUCUUCUCCACCCUCCACCACGUUAUGGAUCUCGUCGACGAGGCCGACAAGUCGUUCAACGCCCCGACACGAACCUACGUCCGGGAUGCCAAUGCCAUGGCAGCCACUCCGGCCGACAUCAAGGAGUAUCCAAAUUCCUACGUUUUCGUCGUCGACAUGCCAGGGCUGAAGGUUGGCGACAUCAAGGUUCAGGUUGAGGACGACAAUGUGCUACUGAUAAGUGGCGAGAGGAAGAGGGAGGAGGAGAAAGAAGGGGCGAAGUAUGUGAGGAUGGAGAGGAGAGUUGGCAAGUUAAUGAGGAAAUUUGUGUUGCCGGAAAAUGCCAACAUUGAUGCCAUCUCGGCGGUUUGUCAGGAUGGUGUGCUCACCGUGACGGUCCAAAAGUUGCCACCACCUGAGCCCAAGAAGCCCAAGGUGGUUGAGGUCAAGGUCAAUUGAUGGGUUUGGUUCAUGAGUUUUCAGAAUAUGGCCCUGCUGGUUUUCUCCUUUAAUUUUCUUCCUUUUUGGUGGUGUUUUGUGUGGUAAUGUCUGUAAUGUGGGUUGCCUCUGUAGUGUGUGCUUGAUGGUUUAUGUCAAUGAAUAUUUACAGGUUUCAUCAGAAAUGUCGAAUCUUUUACUA
Molecule: messenger RNA, 790 nt
Organism: Cucurbita maxima (winter squash)
Lineage: Eukaryota; Viridiplantae; Streptophyta; Magnoliopsida; Cucurbitales; Cucurbitaceae
Product: 17.1 kDa class II heat shock protein-like
Exons: 1
Coding region: 139-609 (156 amino acids)
Biological process (GO): protein complex oligomerization; protein folding; response to heat
Source: RefSeq, a predicted model, not a curated record